AUGGAGGACCAAGCCGCCGUUCACCGAAUCUACCAGGAAUUGGGCGCGUUGUUCAAUCCUGUGCAGCCAUCGGAAGAGCGCUGGCGAGCUCAGGCCAAAUACGAGGCCGCAAAGAAGCAACACAGAGAUGAAGCUGACCCAGAGAGAGAAAGGGCCCUAUGCAAGGAAAUGACCCGAUGCCUAGAUCAUUUGGAACAUGUCGAAAAACAGGAGAAAGUAGAGGAAGAACAGAGGAAGGCACGGCAACAAGAGCUCGAAAAACAACUAAUUCCCCUUCUCUCAAAACGUUAUGGCGGAUUCACUCCGUCAGUUCAGCAGCGAUCUGAGCAGUCGGAUGAAGAUGCUACUCUGGCCACCCCCGAUACUACCACAACAGAUAUCAACACAGGCCUCGAUAACGACCGAGGAACGAACCCAGCUACUGAAUCCCCGAUUAACUUCGAGGAUCCAGUUAAAAACUCUGUUCGAGCAGGAGAUCAGAGUACAGAACCGUCGGGAGAUAUUGUCUAUAUCCCAAGUUUUCAAGACACGAUCGAGCCUAGAUCUCCCACCGACCGAACUCAUAGACGCUCGACCACUCUAAAUCAACGAGAUAGUACUGAACAGACUGGCCGAACCGACCCAAUUCCGUCAAGCGACAACUCGACCGCCAUCGAUGAACAACGUACAGUCCAACGGUCUGGUGAAACAUCUUCAUCAAACAAGAGACGGGGGGCCGAUACACCCGCAUCGCGCCGUACCAAGCACCAGCGACAAGCCAUCGAAACGGGCUCUCUUACAAAAAACACAAUUUCGUUUAACGAGGUGUAUGGAGAUGGCCAAGUCGAUCUCAGAUGCAGAAUCAUGGAGCGCGAUGAACGUUACUACAUCUUCAAAUGCAGGAAGCAUGAUAAGCUCUUCGAUGCCAAAGAUCCUCUUCAGUCUGCCACAAUUCAUCUCAAGUCGCAUGGUAAAUUGAGGUCGACCCACCAAAACGCCUUUAAAUACUUUGGGUAUCAAGUAAUUGGCUGCACUGAGGCGCAGAUUGUGUUGAACAACAGGAUUGUAGACCAGUAUUUGGAAGAACAGGAGCACAAGAGGGAGCGUCGCAAGGCUUCUACCUAUAACCUUCAACGAUAUCCACUGACUGGUGAGGUGUAUAUGGCUUGGUGGAACUGCGAUGGAGCUAUCGUGCUCCACGCACUUUUAGUCAUCCCGUUCUCGGAGUCGGAGCCGGGUUAUGGCGUGGAUAUAUGUGUCGAGAACUCAGAUCUCGGUGAUGACAUUCCCGCUUGUUACGAGAGUGACGGAACAUGGGCUGAGGGCUACAAAGAUGGUCAGAAACACAUGAAGGAUAGGGUAUACCCAAUUAUGUGCUUCGAUGGUUAUAACCCGCACCUAGUCGAUUGGCUCCCCCUGGCGCAGUUCCGAGAACUCGAUUUUGAUGACGAGCACCUGGAUUACGCGCAAGAUGUUAAGGAUUACCUUGCUUCGAGAAGCAGAAGUAACACUGCCACAGGCCUCGGAAACGAAAUUGAAGACGAUACGGAAGACAUUUACGAUGACAGCCGCAAUGGCGAUGGCGAUAACGAUGGCGUCGGCGAUGGGCCGACGUUCAGUGGACAUACACAGACGCACAUUGAAGAACGACCCGAGACCGCCGAGCCUGUUGAGGGUGACCAUACCGGUACGGCAACGGAAAUACCAGAGAAGGACCCACAGAGAGAUAUCAAGGUUGAAUCCUCAACUCAGCCUUCAGGAAGGGGCCGGCUGUGGCCACUAGCGCGCAGAGCCCCUCCCGCCAUGGAGAGUUUGGAUAACAGCGACAGCGAGUGA
Messenger RNA from Fusarium coffeatum, 1815 nucleotides. RefSeq lists its product as uncharacterized. NCBI's taxonomy places the organism in Eukaryota, Fungi, Ascomycota, Sordariomycetes, Hypocreales, Nectriaceae. The transcript has 2 exons. The coding region runs from base 1 to 1815 and encodes 604 amino acids. The record is from RefSeq and is a predicted model, not a curated record.